GUUCCCGACUGUUCCCUAGCGCGAGGUUUUGCUGGUCUCUGUUGCGGCUAGCAGGGCACACGGGCUUUGACUUUUUCCCAAACCGAGCGCGUCAGUCGCGGUGCGACGUGUGUGUUUGUAUUUGUAGUGCGUUUCUGUACAACAUAUUUAUAUCGUUUCAAGCAACGGUCGGAAAUCAGCAACAAUUACCCCCCAAAAACAAUAGCCAUAGUGUGUAUGUGUGUUUGCUUUUUUUCCGCACGGGUUAGAAAUUGUUCGCGGUGCAGCUACAUCUCCAAGUAGGCGUCGCUGUCCGUUCUAGUGUGUUUGUGUGCGUCGUAACGAGAGAGAGUGUGAGAACGCGGGGAAGAGCUGCUACCUACACACAGUGUACCGUUCUAGUCAUAGUAUUUAUUUGAACGCUAAUAUACCACCACCACCAUCACCACCCAGUCGGUCGCUGUCUGCAAGGGUGUAAGUGACCCCUUUAUUGUGUGCCUGCUCCAAAAUCAGCCACAAAACCACGCGGUCGAGCAUCGCAUCAGUACUCAGCAUAAGGCAUUCAACUCGCCAGCCCUCUGGAAGCGUGCGGGAAGGGCAGCUAUAGUGGUGGCGGACAUCGGAUCCCGUUGUUUUUUUCUUCGCACUCCCCCCAUCCCGAAUACGUGCGUGUGUGUCUGUGAGCGGGUGUGCAUACAUCAGUAUUUUCUUCUGCCACUUCUCCCCCCCCCCCCCCACGGGUCGGGUCAUCGUCAUCAUUUAAUCGCACCACCCCGUCUCCGAUGCUUGCCGUCCCGAUCGGAGUUGUUUGUUUGUUCCAGCCCAUCCCAGCAUCGUGGUCGCCCAUAAGCGUGCUUCGAUCCUCUUCUUUUCUGCGAUAGGAGCGGCAAAGGAAAAAGAGGAAAAAUCGAACACAAAACCAAGAAGAGCAACAACGGCAGCAACAACAACAACAACAAGAACAACAACAGCAAGUGCCAAUCGGGGGAGUGACGCGCUUUUUACGCUGACUAAACGCACAGCUCUCUUCAAAACACGCCUUAUCUCUGUCACGCCCGCACCGUUCGUGCGUUCUAUCUCUCUCUCUCCCUCUCCCGAGCUACGCGCCUCCCGUGUGUAACCCUUGUCGUCCGCCCGUCCCCCACCCACCUUACCGGAGGGUUCGCUUUGUUCUCGGGGUGCGAGUACAGUGCGUAAAACUGCGUAAGCACCACUACGAACAGCAAACACCGCAGCAGCAGGAACAGCAGUGGUGCGCGGCGGUUUCAACGUAGCAAGCGCGUGUUUUUUUUUGACGGCUCUGGUGCUCGUGCAUUUGGCAAGCAGCAGCAGCAGCAGCAGCAGCUCGAACGCAUGGCAUCCUAACCACACAAACGCUCACGCGGGGUGUGUAUCGGAAGAAAAAACACACGCGGUAAGGCCUGCCAGUCCGGUUUGUUCACCCACUAAAGCGGUGCCGCGGAUCAACGUUCCAUGCUGUGCGGGAGAGGGAGAGACGGAGGGAGGCAACGAAGAGAACACUAGACAACGUGGUGUGAGGUGGUGGUGGCGGCGGCGCUGUGCACAAAACGUGGUGCUGAGCACGGCGAACGAACGAGAGCGAACAAGUAAGAGCGAACGAGAGAGAAGGCACACGAGGGAUUUGCUGUCAGUGCUGUGCAGUUGCAGUUUUAUCGAUCGAUCACGGCAGUCAGCGCGCGUGUGUGCGUGCAUGUCCAUUAUCAGCAUCACGGGCUGUGUAAAUAGCGGACCUCGCGACCUCUUUGCAACCUGAGCUGCAUUUUAAUCAGUGCAAUCGUGCCGGACUUACGUUGUGCCGAAAAGAUAGCACAGUCCGGUAGGUGGACACAGGUGCGAAGCGCGAAUCCCAAGCACCAAGGAAAAGCGAAAGAAGUGCACACGGACAGUGACUGAAUUUCCCUUACCCCCCCCCCCCCCCCCCGGCUGCACUUUUGAUUCGCGGAGAAACGGCGGCAGAACGAGACAAACGGCGAUCCAAUCAGCGAGGGCGAGCUUGCGACGAGAAAGUGAGCGAGAGAGAGAGAACGAGAGCGAGAGUGGCAAAGGGGUGAAAUUGGCGUUGUCCCUAGAGUCAUAAUAGUGGUCCCUGCAGUGAAGGAGAGGGAGGGGAUAUCAGCAACAGCAUCGCGGUGCUUGCAAUGCGAAAGAAAAGUGCAGCAGCGUGCGAACAGUAACACAGUGUGCGAGAGAAGCAGCGAGAGAAGCGAAACAGCAGCAGCAUGUCAUCCGAGUGUGCCGCGGCUAUGUACUACCAACCACUAGUCUAGUUAAUGUCACACGCAAAACACAGCAACCGGACAGUUGUAACGCACACACACAUACACACACACACACACACCCAAACACACACACAGCGCUAGCAGGAGCUUGCUUGUUGCACUUACUGCGAGAGGCGCACGCUCGCUGUAAAAACGGAACAGUGCAUCGCAGCAAAUCAUCCCGACCACUCUGUCUAUUCGGUUCCGCUGCUCCUUCAGCUGCAAUAGUUUGUCCUGAUUUUAUCGUGUGAACCCCGUCAAACAACACCCACCCCCCGACCAGCCGGCCAGCAACGGAAGUGGAAACCACGCGCUCGCAUUGCACCGGAAGUGAUUCGCUAAAAUCACCCGACUACUACUACUCCCCCUGACGCAAGGCGCCCGUGUGUGUGUGUGUGUGAGAGAGAGAUCUCAGCAGCCGCUGACACCAAAACGACACACACACUCGGCCCAGGUGGUGUUUUUCUCCGCGUACGAACCGCGUGGUGCAUCGUGCAAGGAAAAGGAUAUUGUUCACGCUGCCAACCCCAAGCGACCACGAGGAGGAUGGCACUGUGAAGGAAGAGUGCGCCGUGCGUAAAGUGUGCCAAAAGAACAGGGAAAACUGUUCGCUUUUCCAAACCAAACCAAACGUUCACGGGGCACCACCACCUUUCCUUGGAUGGGAUCCGGAUCCGGUCGGUGAGCGAGACAGCACCGAACAGCCCUCUGGGACGCAUUUCCUUUGUGUUCCAUCGGGGCACCACGAGGCAGCAGCAGCAGCAAAAAAGCACAUGGCCCGCUGCUGACACGGGAAAUGGCUACUUGUUAAUGUGCGUUUUUCCUCCCCAAACACGGUGCGCUGUGGCGUGUAUGUGUGUGUGUUUGUGCGUAUUCCCUUGUUCAUGUGCGAGCGAGUGUGAAAUCGGCCGCCAGCGAGCAGCGUAGCAUCACAGUACACGGCAACGAACAAGCAGCAAAGGAAGGUGUACAUGCAAAAACGCGUCCACCUUCAUUUGGGAACUUUUAUUGGUUUUACCUCUCGCCUCAUCUUCGGCAAAGCAACCAACUUGCAAUCCCAACGCGGGCCCCGUGGAGAGUGUAUAUGUGUGCGAGUGGUAGUGUGUGCAGUUACGAUUCCAUAGCCCACUCUGACCGUGUUUUACGUUAUGUUGCGCUUCUUACUGCUGCACCGUACCAGCAGCAGCCUCCUUCGCCGUUGACGACGUGCUGCAGCUCACGUCGUUUCCAUACAGCAGCAGCCUGUUUCCUGGCCGGAGAACACGGCGAACAAAAAUAGCUCUCCUCCCAUCCCCCCGCUGCUCGAAGUGACCUUGACGCGCCUUCUUUUUGGCCUUCCUUUUAUGCACUCACAGUCUCUCACACAUGCACACACCUUGGUGGAGACUCGGCCAACUUCCAGCCUGCCCGUCACCGAACGCGCUCCGGUACAAGUAUUAUAAACGGCAAUAGUAGCAGUCUCCCACCACCACCAACCACCCACCAACCAGUUCGAUUGAAUCAUUCCCUUUCGCUUACGAAAACUGCACCAACCCACCGUCUCCUUCCGCUGCUGUCGCGCCGCGCCUCUGACCGUGCAGCGAACAAUGGUGGGCCAGUGCACCCGUGAUUAUACGCUUCAUCGAUAGCACACCGCAUCGGCACUGAAACACACACACUCACACACACCCCGCCCCGGUUUUGCUGCAUGCCGCUCGCGUGAAGCGAAACGCGAUUUUUCGCCCAGUAUUUGUUGCAUCUCCCAGCGCGCUCGCCCCGCAGCAGCAGCAGCUUCACGAUGGCAGCGCUGUGAUUGCGAUCAGCCGUGGACGGAUCCGCGCGUGUUUGUGUGUGUUUGUGCGCGUGUACUGGUGCGUGUACAGCCGCCCCGACCGAACGGCUCCUUCGGUGCAUCGUCGUGCAACAACGCGCGUUGGCCACACGCAAACACUAAACACUAUUGCGCGGGCCCGCACACAACACCAUCAAACACACUGCAUUCGGAGCUGUUGUUGUUGUUGCGUUCCCUGUUCGACUACGGCACACGAAGCAUGGCGACGGUGGUGGUGAAGCUGUGAACGGGCGAUGUAAUCGAUUCAACAGAGGACAGACAUCACAUCAUUCGCAUCAUUCGCGCGCGCCAGAGCGUAUGAAAAGGAAGCACUAGCGAGACGAAACCGAGCGAGAGCGAAAGGGCAAUACAAAAACAAAAACAAACCCAACAACGCGCAACCCAAACCUUGCUGUCGCUGCGCCCAAACCAUACCGCGCCCGCCAAACCCCCGCGAAGACGAUAGAAGACGAUUGGCUGCAUGCAUUGGUGUGUAUGCAAGUGAGGAAGCAAGAGCGAGAAAGAGAGAGAGCGAGCGAGCAAGCGAGUGAGUGAGCGCUGCAAGUGAGUGAGCGAACCGCAGUCCAUCGCGUGCGCAAGCAGGACGGAACAAGCAGUUGCAGUUUCAACUUUACAGAAAACGCUCAGCUGAGCGAGCGGGCGCAGGCAAAAAAAAAGGAAAAGAAAAAAACACCAGCACAGCUGAGUGCAGGAAGGUAUUUAUCUUGAGCAGCAUUACGCAUACAAACACGCGCGCGAAUAUCGGGUCCUGGGGGGCUUGCGAUCGUCGUCAGUGGGUAAUAUUACGGCAUCGAGCACGCAAGUGCGCUGCAUCCUCGGCGGAGUUUCAAGCUUAGUGUGACAACCUGUAGUGCCCUCGAGGUGCUUCGAGGGAACGUGCGCGCGUGAACCAAUUGGCAUUCCAUUACCCGAAAAACAAUACUCCUUCGCAUCGAUGCAACAAGAUCAUUUUCGCUCGUAAAAAACAACAACAAAUAAUAAUAACGUGUGAUACCGAAGAAUACAAAAACGUGGAAAAAACGGUGCACGAGAGAGGACACGACACACGUACUUCGUUCGUCUGGCCGUGCAGCGGUGGGGAGCAAGUUUUCUGCGCCUCCUACACAUUCACGUUGUGCUCCACAUUUCGACACACACACACACACACGGGUCGAUAUACACUGCGUGUUGUGAAGUGAACGCGUGAAACGCAUCGAAGUAGCAGUAGCAGCAGCAGCAGCAGCAGUAACUGCAACACAAAGCAAACGGACAGCGUGCAAGAAGAUAGGCGAAAUAGAACGCCUGUCACAACCGUUGCCAACGUUGCCGCCACCACCAUCACUACACCCCCUGACAAAAAAAAAACGCACCUCAAACCACACGACGGACACGGGUGCAUAAGACGGGUUUGAUUACGUGCGUGCGUGCGUGCGUGUGUGUGUUUGUCUGUGCAUUUGAACGCUCUUCUUGUGAUAUUUACAACAUUCGCACAAUUCCUUGGCCCCGUACACACACAAACACCCGUGCGAGCAGAGCCACGCACACGACGGUAUCAGCGGUGUGUGGAGGGGGAGAGAAGACAAGAACAACCACGCAGGGGGUUGUGUUCUGUAAAGUACAAAGCGUAAAGCCAUCUUAAACAAAAAAAAAAAGCUAAUGACAAAUUACAAACAAACACCCACUAAAGAGGCUCGUGAAUAAGUAGUAACGUGUGAGACAAAGAGAGAGAGAGAAGGAGGGAAAGAAACGGACAAGGAACAAAAACCCUGCAAGGCCAUUGCAACGCCAACGGUCGGUCCUUUACUGCAUUGGGUUGCCUAGUCACGCGACGGUUUCGCUAUUCCGUGGUGACUUCAAUUCCGGGUUGAGAGGAUCGUGAGUGGCCACAGUGCAUACGCGUGCAGAUACAACAACGGGCGGAUGGAUUGCGUGCAGCAGACGACGACUGGUGGUGGUAGCGGAGAGCAGGAGGGAGCGCAGCAGCAGACGACAGUGGAUGCGGAAGAUGCUGGAACGCCCAAGGAGCUCCAAUCGGGAGGGUGUAAUGCCACGUCGAUCGCCGCCGCCGAUGUGUCUCAGCGGGAAAAGCUAACGGUCUGGGAUCGGUACGUCGUGCACGGCAUGAUUGACAAGGGCACGUUCAGCACGGUCUCGCUGGCGACGCUGCGCAGCGAGCAGCAUCUGCCGGUCGGCGCCCGGCGCCAGUUCGCGAUCAAGCUGAUCACGCCGACGAGCCACCCGACCCGAAUCGCGCGCGAGAUCCUGUGCAUGAGGAAGAUCGGUGGCCAGCGGAACGUGGUCGGGCUGGUCGACGGCUUCCGGCAUCAGGGUUCGGUCGGGCUCGUGAUGAACUACAUUCCGCAGGAACCGUUCCACCAGUACUACGCGCAGCUGACCCCGGCCGAGGUGCAGCGCUACCUGCAGCAGCUGCUGAUCGCGCUCGAGCGCGUCCACCUGCACGGUGUGAUCCAUCGGGACGUGAAGCCGAGCAAUUUUCUGCACAGCCCGCGCCACGGCGGCACCUACGUGCUGGUGGACUUUGGGCUCGCGCAGGAAACGGAUCAGGGCGUGCUGUCGCUGCGCGCGCCCGAUCCCUGCCCCGAGACUGCUGUUGCUGCCAAAUGCGAGCAGGAGGAGCCGAAGCAGGCCGGCCCGGUCGUCCCGGUGCGGAAAGCGCUCAAGCGCCCGCUCAAACUCUCGAAUAGUACUACGAACGAUCUCGCCGGCGUACCAUCGCGGCCCAACAGCUCCGGUGGUCGCACCACCGCCGCCAGCCGCCCACCGCCGCCGUCCGCGUGCAGCUGUUACGGCCGGGCGCAGGUGUGCAACCGGUGUCUGGUGCGGCCGGAGAUGAAUGCGCCGCGGGCCGGUACGCCCGGCUACCGGCCGCCGGAGGUGCUGCUGAAGUAUCCGCACCAAACGACCGCCGUCGACAUCUGGGCGGCGGGCGUCAUCUUUCUCGGGCUGCUGAGCAAGUGCUACCCGUUCUUCGGCAACGACGACGAUCUGUCCUCGCUCGCGCACAUGAUCGAGGUGUUCGGGUACGAGCGGAUGCGGGAAACGGCCCGCGCCCUCGACCGCACGCUGCUCUGCGAUGCGGAAACGUUGGCCAAACGGCCGUACAGCUUGCGUCGCCUGUGUCAGCACUUCCGCGCGAUCCACUAUGGGCGCGAGCUGGGCUCCGGUGCGGGCGGCGGCGAUGCGGGUGGAGUAGCCGUAGCUGGCGGCUCUAGUCCGCCAUCCGGGCGGGACGAGGAGCAGCGGUACGGUUGCGAUAACUGUUGCAAACCGCCCGACACCUGCCUGUGCCAGAGGCGCCAUGCCGUUGGUGCCAGUGCUGGCGACAACGAGGCGGAACCGGUCGGCGACACGGAUUGCGAUGAGUACGGGCCCGAUGCGUACGAGCUGCUCGAACGGCUGCUCGAAACGAACCCGCACCGCCGCAUUAGCGCGACCGAGGCGCUGCAGCAUCCCUACUUUCAGGUGCAGUACUGAAAACGCACAAUCAUCACACACUGCCGGGCGUCACCGCUGCCACACCGUACGUUACACCACCCGGGGUUACAAAAGCAACAGGUGACAAGCUGGUGAUUGUGCACGCACGCAGUCGCCGGAAGUGCGAGAUUGUGCAAAUGUGUAACGCAAGACUAACGAGCUCCUAGCGCCCAAGCAAGACCAGGUAGUAGGGUCAAUUAUGAAGCCAGUAUAUAGAUAGGAAAUGAAGACAGGAAAAAGAAGAAAAAAAGAGAUUUUUCGCGAGCGCGCGCGCUUGAUCGAGUGGAGUGGAGAUGGAUGGAUGGACAGAAAAGGAGAGAGAAUGUGAGAGAGAUUAUCAUUGCAUAGUACAUUAUACUUCUUUAAGUUACCACCGAAUAGAUAACGACACAUGCUCUUGAUGCCCCUGGUCGCGUUCUCACCCGCGUGUUGCAUUGUAAGAUCGUGUAAGAGCGCGCAUACCGCCACCGCCAAUUGCCGUGCACGCUACACUACUUAGCAAAUGUUACGUUCAACAAGCUAUACCAAGAAUGUGCCCCAUAGAGCGAGAGAUUGAGAGAAAAUCCCGUGUACAACUACGAACUUGUCAACGAUUGCCAGUAUACAACCAACACCCGUCCGCGCACGUGCAAUAGAGAGAGAGAGAGAGAGAGAGAGAGAGAGAGAGAGAGAGAGAGAGAAAGAGAGGGAAGGAAAGUGCAAGCUAGGAAGGGAAGCUAACAUUCCUUUUCGUCCUAAAAUCAUCCCGCUCCUAUAGCGGGGACGACGAUACACUGUUUACCAAAAGCGAGAAAAGACUACCGGCUAGCUAAAAGAAUCAAACCGAACGGUCGUUACAAUAUCGAAACAAGCGAACAAACAAACAAACAAACAAACAACCAAACAAUCCAUCAAGAUCAUACAAAACCCUCCAGAGUAGCAAAUUGGCGGCACCCAACCAGUUAAGGUAGUAAGCAAAUGUGGACAGACCAGCUGAACUGGCUGAGCUCAAAUCAGCCACAUUUCCUUACACUUUUAAGCAGUGGAAGCAAUACGAAGACCUCCACACACACACACACAAGGACCACACACUAACAAACGCACGGUAUGGUAGGGCUGUUGAUCGUGUCAACCACACCGCCCCUUUCGUGCCAUAUCGAUAGGGAUGCGCGUUCCUUCGCCCGGUGUCGAUGGUUUUGGCGUUUGUUUGUGAGCUCUCUCGCCGGAACCGGGACGGAUAGGAAUUUCUAUUUGUUGAUGUGUGAAUAAGCGUGUAUGUGUAUGUGUGUGUGUGUGUGUGCUGCACUGAAAUUACCGUGACAAAGAACGACUAGCACACAAUAGCAGCAGCAGCAGGCACAGGCACAUUGUUGAAUUUGUUUUUUUUUUUUUUUCAUUAUUAAUUUAUAUUAACGUAUCUUUUUUUUGUCAUUGGUUCUAUUAUAAGGCAAGUUUGUUUAGGAAACAAUAUGAUCUAGUUUUGCGCAAACGAGUGCGGUCAAGCGCGCGCGCCCGCGCACACUCACGCCACCCUUCCACGUGAAGCUUAUUAUUUAUUUCUUCUUUUAAAUCUAUUUUUCGAAAACAAAGGGAGCAGAGGCACGCUAUUAAUUGUGCUUACGACGGUUCUCUCACGCUCAGCGCGUUUUUGUGCUUGUUGUGUGGCACAGCAGUACAGUGUGGUAUCAAUUCGGGGAGUGUAUAUAGUGUGUAUGUAUGAACCGCGCGUAAAGUCGUCGCCACACCCCACCGUCACCCGCGUCGGACCGCUUGCCGGUAGAGAGAUUUUGUGCUGAAGCCGUAAUUUUUAAUCUAUUUAUUAAAUUAUUUUUCACCAUACAAACGUAGGCAGUCUGUUUGAACAGAAAGCAUUUGUGUGUGUGUGUGUGUGUGUGUGUGUGUGUGGGUGUAAAAGUCGGUGUAUGAAUGUUUAGAGGAGGGCAUGUUUAAGGAAUGAUAGAGAGGGAGAGAGCGAGUGAGCAUUAGGGGAUAAACGUUUGCGUUUGGUUCCGUAUGUUCCGAGUUUUAAUCCGUUGCUUUUUAGCGUUUGUUGUUCGCGACCUGAUCAUCAUUUGUGUCAUCAUCAUGAUACGUUCAAUGAUGCGUGUUUAAGUAAACCAAAUCGGUGUGGCAUGUUGUAGAUGCAACUCCCAACACAACCCAACAGGUGGAGAGCUAGUGCAGAAACACUCAACAGCAUUAUUAGGAGUUGUAACAUAAAGGGAAGAGAGAAAGAGAGAGAGUGAAAGAGAACAUUGAGAGGACAACAGGGAAAAUGAUCGGAGUCGCCGCUUGGUAUAUGGCAUGGCCAGUAGCAGCAGAACAGGGAAGGAAGCCAGGCAGGCAGCGCGCUUGCAAACACCAAAAUGCGCCACCAUCGUGUACGCGCACGAGAACUGCAAUAACAACAACAACAACAACAACAACAACAGCAACAACAAAAAUAUA
Anopheles merus is the source of this 9990-nucleotide messenger RNA. RefSeq names its product cell division cycle 7-related protein kinase (gene Cdc7). Lineage: Eukaryota; Metazoa; Arthropoda; Insecta; Diptera; Culicidae. Gene Ontology annotation, biological process: protein phosphorylation; mitotic DNA damage checkpoint signaling. Gene Ontology annotation, molecular function: protein serine/threonine kinase activity; ATP binding. The record is from RefSeq and is a predicted model, not a curated record. The transcript is spliced from 2 exons. The coding region runs from base 5989 to 7563 and encodes 524 amino acids. Gene Ontology annotation, cellular component: nucleus.